This is a messenger RNA of Tremella mesenterica DSM 1558, 1527 nucleotides long. RefSeq lists its product as uncharacterized. NCBI's taxonomy places the organism in Eukaryota, Fungi, Basidiomycota, Tremellomycetes, Tremellales, Tremellaceae. The transcript has 9 exons. The coding region runs from base 1 to 1527 and encodes 508 amino acids. Gene Ontology annotation, cellular component: transcription factor TFIIIC complex. Gene Ontology annotation, biological process: transcription initiation at RNA polymerase III promoter. The record is from RefSeq and is a predicted model, not a curated record.
AUGGGUGAUAGUCCAUCUUCUUCCCUGUUCGCCCAGAUACAUCCCGUUGCCCCUUCUCACUCUGCCCCCUCCCGCCAUCUGCCUCAACAGGCCUUUGCUUCAAUCGAAUAUCCUGGUCCUGUCUCUCACCCUUCUGCUAUUCUCAAUCUCGUAUCUCAGGAUGAUAUAAACGAAUGCUUCAACGCUCCGAUCACAGAGGGAAACAUUCUAGAAAUGAGCUAUCGGCCAGGGGACAGAUCUUGUGUUCCCGUCAGAGGGAACAAGGUACCCAGUCAAAAGCUUCUAUUGAAGAUCGUUAAACGGCACAGGAGAAAAGAAGAGGAAGGUCAUGUAUCGAGGAGAAGGGGUAAGGAGAGGGAAGGUGCUGAGGAAGGUGUUUUUACAGCUGAAAUAGUGGGGCCGGUCAAUCAGACCGUUCGGUUUAGAUCUAUGGCAGACUGGCAUUAUACACCCGAUCCGAAUGGCCGUGUCUCUCAGGUCUACGAUAUCCUCAGGGAUCUUAACUAUGAUGCCAUACUGGAUUACAAGAUCCCUCCGUUGGAUGAGACCUACCUUGAGCUGGUAGAGCCCGCAGGAGGAUCCUCAUCGUCUAUGCCAACUUACCGUUCUUUGUUGGAUCUUCAACCCCCUCCGACGUUCAGCGAACGUCGGCUGCCACCAGCUUUUGGCUUCAAACAACCUCCUCAAGUCGGUGUCGAGGAUUGGGAGGACGAAAAGACCGGUCAGAUCAGAAAACGAUACGUGAACAAAGCACGUUACGUGGCGCUGGGUACAGAAAGUAUAAGUCAUGUGCACAAGCCGGAGGAAGUACCUACCGGACCGCCGGCCAAGGUGAAGACUCGAAUGGCCAAGUUGGACCUACAAGUCCUCAAGAAAUUGAAGGAAUUGUUCGACGAACGACCGGUCUGGACACGUGCAGCUCUUUUGGCUCAGCUCAAUAUUGAGGAAACGACCAAGGUAAAUCGGGAAAAGGCAUAUCUGUCUUCUGUAGCUUAUACAUUCGGCACUGGACCUUACUGGAAAUGCUUAGUGCGUUAUGGCUAUGAUCCGGUAGCCAUACCCGAAGCGCGCAUGUACCAGAGGAUAUGGUUUUACGUGUCUCCAGCUCGAUCACGGGGAAUGCAUCGAGACGAGGCAGAAGAAGAGGCAGAAGGACAAGUGGGAGCGCAGACCAAACAAGAAUGGGAAGCGGAACAACUGGAGUUGAUCGAGCAGGGAAAACGUCCACCCAUUGAUAGAACUCGUCCGCACAUAUUCGACGGUCAAGUACUCAACCGUCAUAGACCAGAUUAUCAGCUAUGCGACAUUGAAGAUCCCUUAAUCAGACGAUAUAUCAAUAAACAAUCAGCUUGGAUGGACAAAUGUGAUCCUAGGGAUGGUUGGUACGCCACGCAAACGAUGGACAUCAUCAAAGCUCUCGUCAGGCACAAAUUUAUCCGAAUCCGCAAGACCGGACUUUCGCCCAGUGCUGCCGAAUGUGCAGAGAUCAUUGUCAAGAUAGAAACGAGCGGAACGAAAGAACUAUAA